UUUAAUGAGAGAAAAAUGUGCAUCUUUAAAACACAAGAAUUUUUAACGACAUUCUUCCUGGGAAAUCCCGUCUGUCUGUGCCAGGAAGAAGAGAGCAAUAGGCAGCUGGUUCUUUAUUAUACCCUUAACCUCUCUUUCUCUCUCACACGCACAGACAUUCUGUAGCCAACCAGAUUUUCCAUUUUCCUGUAAUUAAAACGUCCAAUGUUUCGCCAUGAAAUAUAAAGACCCGACAGAAAGCACAGGUUUUGGAUUUUGACGUGUUUCGCUCACGUGGGAUUUUGUUGAAGAAGAAGAGAAGAAAAGGGUUUUAAAUUUUGUGAUUAAAAAUUAACAUACUGAAUUGAUCUCUGGGUUGUUGGCUUUUGGGCUACAUGGACCAAGAAAAACCCAAACCAAAGAGGCUUUAUCAAGUUUGGAGAGGAAACAAUAGAUUCUUAUUUGGAGGAAGGUUCAUCUUUGGUCCUGAUGGGUCAUCGUUGUUUUUAUCAACAUUCCUAAUUUUAGGCCCUGCACUUGGUUUUUGCAUCAAAAUAUUCUCCAUCAUCAAACAUCAAGAAUACAAACAUGCAAUGUAUUGGUAUUCGGUACUUAUCGUGGCAAUAGUUUUAACCAUUCUGGAUAUAAUGUUUCUCUUCCUAACAUCCAGCAGAGAUCCUGGGAUUGUACCUCGGAAUUCAAGACCUCCCGAGUGUGAUGAAACAUUUGAGAUGAGCACCCCUUCAAUGGAGUGGGUCAAUGGGAGGACUCCUCAUUUAAAACUUCCUCGAAUGAAGGAUGUGAUUGUGAAUGAGCAUACUGUUAAAGUGAAGUUCUGUGAAACUUGUUUGCUUUACCGUCCUCCCCGUGCGUCUCAUUGCUCCAUCUGCAACAAUUGUGUUCAGAGAUUUGAUCAUCACUGUCCAUGGGUCGGUCAAUGCAUUGGCAUAGUAAGUAUUGUACCGUGAUUGAUUGGAUAUAUGGUGUUAUUGGGUUUAAUACACUGGUUGUUGCUAAACUAUUAGUGAUCCAUCUUGUUGGUUACCGACUUUGUUUUCUUUCAAGUUGAUAACUAAAUUUAAACUUUGUUAUAAUUUGAUCACCCAUGUCUGUUUCUCCGUUAGUUUGGCUAACACAAAAGAUGAUGUGGCAGGCUAGUUCUUUGUAACUUGCUACCAACUAGACGGCCACAUCAAAUUUUCCUUUAGUCAAACUAACAAAGGUGGAUGGAAUGAACUAAUUGUAACUAAAUUUUAAUUCCAUUGGCCAAGUUGAUACAAAACAAAUUCACUGACAACAUGAAACAUCGCUAAAAGUUCCACAAUUACAAGUGUUUUCAUCCUGAUCUUAUAUGAGCUUAUUCUGUCAACUCUAUAGUUUCCAUUCACCUUUAUAAUAUUUGGCUGGCAAUUAUCUUGGUGUUGAUAAAAUCAUUCAUUAUUUUCAACUUGGUUUGAAUAAAUGUAAGAGAUACUUUGUCCUGCGAUAAUUCUGUUAUCGUAGUUUAUAUGAAAUCAUUUUGAGCUAGCUGUUUACUAUUUUUAUCUCCACGUUAAAUCUCUCAUAUGCAUGGGAAAAUUAUCAAUGAAAUUGUUACUAAAAAUCCUGGCCAUGAUAAUGUGUUCUGGUCAUGUAAUUAAGUUGCAACUUCAAUACAUAAAUCAUUUAACGGGCCACGGUUUCUUGACACUAUGAUUCUGAUACUCCAUCCCUUGUUCAUCACGAGAAAAUUGUUUAUGUGGUAACACUAAUUUUGAGUUGUGUUUACCAUGGACAACAACUAAGAAAGAGCAUCUUUGAGCUUCUCAGUCUUGUCAUUCUAGACAUUCUUGAUUCUCGAGGAAGAAAGUUAAGAUCACGUACAAAUGAUUAGAUACUUCAUGCAUUUUUCAUGCUUGAGUUUUAUUGAUACAUCUAAAUCUUACAAUCUCCUUAUGAAAGAAUAGUCAAAAUUUUCACAACAGAUUCAUCAUCAUUGCACCUAAAUCAGGCACUCUAUUACAAGGAUAUAAACUUCACAGAGUUGCUAUUUUCUUAACUAUGGGGAGUAUUAGACUCUGAGAAGUGGGAGAAUAAAUAGAGCUACAUGACUUCUUAGUAUUCUUUCACUGUUCCUUCAGAGUUGGAAUUAUCCUUCUGCUGCCCCCACCCUCAGAAAAAUAAAAAAAUUGUCUUGUUUCUGCUGCACUGUGUUGAGGAUAUAAUGAAGGUUUUUUCCCUAAG
Olea europaea var. sylvestris is the source of this 2202-nucleotide messenger RNA. RefSeq names its product probable protein S-acyltransferase 4. Gene Ontology annotation, molecular function: protein-cysteine S-palmitoyltransferase activity. Gene Ontology annotation, biological process: peptidyl-L-cysteine S-palmitoylation; protein targeting to membrane. Bases 375 to 947 code for a protein of 190 amino acids. NCBI's taxonomy places the organism in Eukaryota, Viridiplantae, Streptophyta, Magnoliopsida, Lamiales, Oleaceae. The transcript is spliced from 3 exons. The record is from RefSeq and is a predicted model, not a curated record. Gene Ontology annotation, cellular component: endoplasmic reticulum; Golgi apparatus.